This is a messenger RNA of Microthlaspi erraticum, 4419 nucleotides long. NCBI's taxonomy places the organism in Eukaryota, Viridiplantae, Streptophyta, Magnoliopsida, Brassicales, Brassicaceae. The record is from the annotation of a GenBank genome assembly.
AUGGGGAAAAUCGACGAUCUAGCGGAGGAACUUCACAGAUCUAUGGAAUCUAUGGCGGAACGAUGGGAACGACAGGAGAAAACGAACGAUCAUACGAAUCAGAACUUCUCGGAGAUCAACGCAAACCUAUCGAGACUGACGGAAACAUUGGCGCGUAUGGAAGCGACGAUCAACAAUCCGACGGCGAAUCAAUGGAAUCCGUCCACGAGUCAGCAGAAUCCAGCGAAUUUCACGUCACAAUCUCCACCUGUGCGUGAGGUACGAAAUCCUAACCAACCGGAACCUGGAGAUAAUCGACCGUUAGGUUAUCGGGGAAUCAAUAGCUUGCUAGAAAAUCGAAAUGUUGUGUUGAAGAAAAUUGAACUACCUGCUUUGGAUGGAUCUAGUCCAUAUAGCUGGAUUUCGUUGGCUGAGAGAUUUUUCAGGUUGGGAAGAUAUUCGGAUGAAGAGAGACUGGAUCUAUUAUCGAUCACAUUGAAAGGUCCAGCGUUGAAUUGGUUUAACCACGAGAUGUUGCGAAAUCCUUUUCGAGAUUGGGCACAGUUUAAGAAGCGAAUGAUUGCAAGAUUCAGUCAGAAAAUUGAAGAGAAUCCCGGGAAGAGGCUGUUCAGUUUGAAGCAGAGAGGUUCCAUUGAAGAUUAUGUGAACGAAUUCGAAGAGCUGACUACAAUUGUUACCGGCAUUGAUGAAGAGAACUUGGAGCAUAUGUUCUAUAUUGGUUUGAAACCUGAGAUGAAGGAAGUUAUUAAGAUGCAGAAUCCAAGGGGAUUGACCAAUUGUUUCAAUGCAGUCAUCGCAAUGGAGGGUAGUGCGUUCUGUAAGUCGAUGGCUGAAGCUGUUAAUCCAUUUCGAAGAGCUUCAUCAUCACUGCCUUUACGGGGUUCAACGUUUUACAACGCACAACGACCUGGUAGAAAUACAAGCAGUGACAGUGUGGAGAAAACAAGCAACCCCUCGAAUGGAAAACCACCUUGGAGAAAUGGUGUUGGCAAGAACUACAGUGGAAUGAUAAAGCUGACACCGGCUGAGAUUGCAGAAAAACGGCAUCUGGGAUUGUGUUACAAGUGCCCGGAGAAAUGGUCAAAGACGCAUGAAUGCCAGAAUAUGCUCCUGCAAGUUUUCACAGUCAUCAAUGACGAAGAGGUUGAAAUCUUGGAGGAAGAUUGGAGUGUGGGACUAGAGGAAAUCGAUAAUGUGGAUCCGGUAUUGAUGGAGCUAUCACUUUACUCGUAUUUGGGGUUGGAUUCUCCAGUUGUUACGAAGCUUUGGGGUGAGAUUAACAACACAAAAGUGGUGGUCAUGAUUGACAGCGGAGCGACUCACAAUUUCAUGGAUCCUUCGGUGUUAAACAAGACACAACUAUCUCCAACCAGAAACAGAGGAUUAGAGGUGUUGUUGGGAACGGGAAUCACGGUCAAUGGUUCAGGAGUAUGCAGAGAUGUGGCAGUGACAUUGCAAACACAUGAGUUUCAAAUGGACUUCGUGGUGUUAGAAUUGGGAAAUGCAGAUGUGAUAUUGGGUGUCGUUUGGUUGAGAACACUAGGGAAGUGUGAGACAGAUUGGGAAACGCAUGAAAUGUCUUUUAUGUAUAAGGGAUCAAAGAUAACUCUUUAUGGUGAUCCAGGUCUUCAAAAACGUGGGCGAUCAUUUCGAGAUAACCAGGCCCUUAACUGCUUGGAGCUCGCGAGCUUUGAUAUGGAUUUGGGUGAAUGGAACCAAACGGAGGUUAUUACGGAAGUACCAGAAGUAGUCGAGGAUGUUUUGACUAAGUUUCAACAUAUUUUUGCUGAACCUACAGAACUUCCUCUGGUCAGAGGCAACGAGCAUACGAUAAAUCUCUUGCCAGGAACAGGACCAGUCAGUGUGAGACCAUAUCGCUACCCACACGCGUACAAGGAAGAAAUGGAAAAACUGGUCUCACAGAUGUUGGAAGCUGGGACUAUCAGACCUAGUAAAAGUCCAUUUUCUAGUCCUGUGUUACUAGUAAAGAAGAAGGAUGGGAGCUGGAGAUUCUGCAUCGAUUAUCGAGCACUGAAUAAAGUGACAGUAGCAGAUAAAUUUCCCAUUCCGGUUAUCGACCAGCUCUUGGAUGAGUUACACGGAGCAAAGAUAUUUUCAAAAUUGGAUUUAAGAGCCGGCUAUCAUCAAAUACGAAUGCAAGAGAAGGAUGUUGAGAAGACUGCAUUCAGAACAUCAAACGGGCAUUACGAGUUCUUAGUCAUGCCUUUUGGAUUGACAAACGCACCAGCUACGUUCCAGGCUUUGAUGAACGAGUUGUUUCGACCGUUUUUAGGUGACUUUGUCUUGGUGUUCUUUGAUGACAUACUUAUUUUGAGUUCAAGCUUGGAGGCUCACGUCGAGCAUUUGUCAACGGUUUUGACAAUUUUCGAGAGUCAUCAGCUAUUUGCGAAUCGUAAGAAGUGUCUCUUCGGACAAGUUCAGGUGGAUUAUCUGGGACACAUCAUCUCAGAGGAAGGAGUGGCAACAGACCCGUCUAAAACUGAGGCAAUGCAGAAAUGGCCAGUGCCUAAAUCAGUUAAAGAGUUGAGAGGGUUUUUGGGUCUGACUGGGUACUACAGGAAUUUUUUGAAAGGGUAUGGGGCAAUUGCACGACCGUUGACUGAGUUAUUGAAGAAAGAUGGUUUUGAGUGGUGCAAGAGAGCAGAAUUGGCGUUUGAGGAAUUAAAGAAGGCAAUGAUGACAGCUCCUGUUCUCGCAUUACCAAACUUUGAUGAGGUUUUCAUUGUGGAAGAUGAUGCCUCAGGUUACGGUGUGGGAGCUUUACUGAUGCAGAACCAGAGACCAAUAGCUUACUUCAGCUCGGGUUUGUCAGAUAGAGAGCAGAUGAAACCGAUCUAUGAACGAGAGUUGAUGGCAGUAGUGAUGGCUAUUCAGAAAUGGAGACAUUAUUUGUUGGGGAGGAAAUUUGUGGUGCACACAGAUCAGAAGAGUUUGAAAUUCUUGCUUGAGCAGCGUGAAGUAUCAAUGGAAUAUCAGAAAUGGUUAACCAAGUUAUUGGGUUAUGAUUUUGACAUAGUCUUCAAACCUGGUGUUGAGAAUAAAGCGGCUGAUGGCUUAUCUCGAAUUGUCCAUGAGGAAUCAGCUCCAACGUUUAAUCAGCUUUUUUCUCUAACCGUUCCUACAAAUCUCCAACUGCAAGACAUCUAUAAAGAGAUUGACGCAGAUGCACAGAUUCAAGAGCAAUUGAAGAGAGUGAUGGAUGGAACAGAGGAAAAUAAGGAGUAUACAGUGGUCGAUGGGAAGUUGAGGUUUAAAAGAAGGUUAGUCAUUCCUCGUUCAUCGAAGCAUCUUCCUCUUAUCUUACACGAGUAUCAUACUGGGUUAGUUGGGGGUCAUUCUGGAGUCCUGAAGACGUUGAAGAGGAUUCAGAGUGUAUUUUACUGGAGGAAGAUGACGAAAGAUAUACAGCAAUUUGUGGCGGAAUGCGAUACUUGCCAGAGACAUAAAUACUCAACCUUAUCUCCAGCAGGGUUGCUUCAGCCAUUGCCAAUACCUUCUCAGAUAUGGGAAGAUUUCUCGAUGGAUUUUAUUGAAGGAUUACCUGUUUCUCAAGGAGUCAACGUUAUACUUGUGGUUGUUGAUAGAUUGAGUAAAUUUUCUCACUUCUUGCGGCUCAAACACCCAUUCACUGCCACAGAUGUCGCAAACAAGUUCACUCAGGAAGUAGUGAGACUUCAUGGGUUUCCGGCAUCGAUUGUUUCAGAUCGGGAUCGCAUUUUCUUGAGUUCGUUUUGGAAGGAGUUAUUCAAGCAAGUUGGAACUCGCUUGAAAUACAGCACUGCGUUUCAUCCCCAAUCUGAUGGACAAACGGAAGUAUUGAAUCGUUGUCUUGAAACCUACUUGAGGUGUUUUGCGUCGUCGCAGCCAAAAACUUGGGCAAAGUACCUAAAUUGGGCUGAGCUUUGGUAUAACACGAGCUACCAUACGGCAAUUGGCCGCACACCUUUUGCAGUGGUUUAUGGUCGAGAAGCUCCAGUUCUGUUGCGUUUUGAGGAAGGCUCAACAGCUAAUUUUGAACUAGAGACGUCGUUGAAAGAAAGAGAUGCAGUUUUGGCUGAGAUUAAAGCUCAUUUGGUGAUUGCACAGGCACGUAUGAAGGACAAUGCUGAUAAACACAGAAGAGAGUUGGAGUUUGUGCUUAUCGUUUGCGGGUUACCUGAGUCUUCAAAGAUUCACCCGGUGUUCCAUGUCUCUCAACUCAAAUCGGUGCUAGGAUCGAACCAUCAAGUAUCUCCACUGCCUGACUCGUUCGCAUCCAACCCAGCUUUAGUCAUUGAGCCAGAGGAGAUUCUGGAGACUCGCUAUGAUGCCACAUGUCGUUUGGAGGGUCUGGUGCAGUGGAAAGGCCUUCCGGCUCAUGAACACACUUGGGUACGAGCAUCUGACUUGAUACAAUAA